CGUACCUUGAGGCCCCCUAUACGACGUCCAAACGCGAUUGGACGGCUCCCAGCAUGUGCAAGCAACCCAAGCACUCCAGGACUUGGUUUUCCACGGGCGUAAAGCAGGCAGGACGGCCAGGACGGCGGCGGGAGCGCCAAGGAGCACUCGCGCGCGGACCGGCGGACGCGCUGGCCUUCCACGCCGCACGGCCCUACGGAGGAGAGGGAGGAGGUGGAGCUCGCGCGGCCCCGGAGGCUGGGUCGGCCGCGUCGCCGAGCGCCAUGUCCGGACGCGCUUAAAAGGAGUGUUCCUCAUCAUCACCGGCCUUCACGCACUUGACCGCCAUGGUGGUCUGGCCGUGGCACAGCAGGCACUCGUCCCUUCGCGCCUCCGCUGCGUCCCAGCAGCCGCCCGUCUCCCUCGUCGCGCCCUGGCUGCCGCCUCCCUCCCUCCACGACGUGCCGGAAGGGGCGCGGCCCUUCUCUCUGGGGCAGCACGUCGCGCAAAUCACGCAGGAGAGCGUGCGCGGGGGUGGGCGCGCUGGGGAGAGACGAGUCCGCUGGCGUUGCCGAUUUUGCCUCCGCCCACGGUCUGUGUUUCCUUCCGGUGAAAAGAUGAGCCUGGGCAGCAAAACAGUUGCAGCCGUCGGAUCCUAUUUGAACGUCGGAUGAGCAAGCGCAAGGUACGCCGUGACUCUGCAAGGCUCGCCGAAAACGCGACGGCAACUAGGAUCUCCUCUGCCUGUGCACUCCGGAGACGACGUCGUUGUCCGGCACCACCGACCCGUGGGCCACGAAGGCGAUGCGCUUCCCGCAUCUCACUGGCUCCUUCAAGGCAGAGGUGAUGUUCGAAAGCAAGGUCUUCUGGGCCGACCUCUCACGAGGCCUCGCGUACUGCGACCUGCGCCUGCGCGGCAGGGGGAACUCCGCCGUGCAGUUCGACUUCGGCUUCAUCGAGUUGCCCUACGGGUACGAGAUUCUCUUCAAGGAUUUGCCGGUGCAUGAGCUGACGGAGCCGCCGGAGAUGAACCGGACCAUCGGCUGCGUCGGCGGCUGCAUCAAGUUCAUCUGCAUCGACCGUCCCCGGGGACAUCCUUGCAACGUGAUGGUGAGGGCGUGGACGCUGGACCUGGACCGCAAGGAAUGGAAGGCCGAGAAGGGUUUCCUCUGGAAAGAGCUCUGGGAGCAGGUCGCGUUCAUGUUCACGGACCACGCGGAGUUGUGGGACGUGGAGCCCCGGUACCCCGUGCUGAUGCCGGAUGGUACCCUCUGCCUCAUGCUGGGGGAAAUGCGCCCCAGGAGGAGGGAGGAGGUCGAUUGCAUCGUCUGCCGCUUCGACAUGCGCAGCAAGAGACCCCUGUGGCACGGAACUGUUGUCGACUACCAUAUCAUGUGGCCUGUUAUCUUACCCGGCAACUUCUUCACCAAGUGCUAUCCUCCUCCCUGUCCACGCGAGAACAAGCUGCCAGCACGCAAGAGGAGACGGCAGCAAAGCAUCGAUCGUGAUUUGUGAAGCAGAAGCCGAUGCUCGGUCCUGCGGUUGCUCAGCUUGUCGUCGUCCUACUACUGCAAUUUCUUCCUAUGAACUUGAUGAAGGAUUGAAGUCAAGGGACCAUAUGCUGAAAUGAAUCAAGACAACGUUUCACGUCUUUUUUUUUUAUUUGGGUGCUCACAAUGCAAAUUCACAAUAGGCUAGGCUGGAAGGCACCACCCCACUUGAAUUUUCAGCAUGUCACUGAGAAUGAAUAAAACAACUGCAAUUGUUUGAUAUGCCGUAUGGCUGAUUC
Setaria italica (foxtail millet) is the source of this 1768-nucleotide messenger RNA. RefSeq lists its product as uncharacterized. Bases 784 to 1494 code for a protein of 236 amino acids. The transcript is spliced from 2 exons. The record is from RefSeq and is a predicted model, not a curated record. Lineage: Eukaryota; Viridiplantae; Streptophyta; Magnoliopsida; Poales; Poaceae.